AUGGCGGCUGCACAUUCGUCGUGCUUGACAACGGGAUGCCUUUAUAGAGUUAUUUUCAAAGAGAUAAGCUUGUUCAAAAGAAGUUUGUACGCAGGAUUCAAGAUAGUUAGAGUUUGUUCAUCCUUAUCUGGGCCACAUCCAUUUCUGUCAGCAUCUCGUACUGGAAAUGAACGCAGUGAAGUGCUCAGCCGCUAUGACAGCCUUGUGUGCUCUGCCUCCCUACGCGAAGAUGCCCAGCAGAGAACUGCACUGUAUCAACUAGAGAAGUUAAACAGAGUUAUGACAGACUAUAACAACAUCCCAAUGUAUCUCCCUCCACCCAAAGACUGUAAUUUACAAAGUCAAUUCACACCACAUGAGGAGAUCCCAAAGCCACAACCUCCUUGUGGUCACUAUAUCUAUGGUGACGUUGGCACUGGAAAAACAAUGUUGCUGGAUCUUUUUUAUUCAUGUGUGAAAAACCGCAGAAAAAAGAGGGUUCAUUUCAACGCAUUCAUGUUAGAUGUACAUAGAAGGAUCCACAAACUAAAACAGAGCCUGCCAAAGCGAAGGAUAGGUAAAAUGACAAUGUAUGACCCCAUCUUUCCGGUUGCUAUGGAGAUUGCAGAGGAAACCUGUCUCAUAUGCUUUGAUGAGUUUCAGGUACUGGAUAUAGCAGACGCUAUGAUUCUGAAGCAGUUAUUUGAGGGCUUGUUCAAAUGUGGUGUGGUGGUCGUUGCUACCUCAAACCGGCCACCUGAAGACUUGUACAAAAACGGGCUUCAGAGGGCUGCUUUUGUGCCUUUCAUUGGCGUACUCAAGAAGCACUGUCAUGCUAUCAAUCUUAACACCGGAAUAGACUACCGGACAAUAGAAAUGGAACUAGCAGGGCGGCUGUACUACAUAUCAAGUGAGCCUGAUGCUGAGAAUGCUAUCAAUACUCUAUUUGAGGAACUGGCUUACAGACAAAAUGAUGUAACCAGGCCAAGGGUAUUGAACGUGCACGGAAGAGAGGUUACCUUGAGCAUGACAUGUGGUACCAUCGCAGACUGCACCUUCCAAGAACUGUGUGAGCGUCCAUUAGGUGCAGUUGAUUAUUUAGAAAUCGCACGGUGUUUUGACACAGUCUUCAUACGAAAUGUACCUCAACUACGAGUUGGAAUGAAGGACCAAGCUAGACGCUUCAUCACACUCAUUGACAAUUUUUACGACCAAAAGGUUAGAGUUGUAAUGUUGGCCGAUGCACCGCUACACUGCCUCUUUGAUCAGGGACCCAUGAAUGGAGAGGAGGCGAGAGAUCGGCUUAUGCUAGAUGAACUCGGCCUAACAGAUGAGGCCAGUAGUCGGUUGACACUGUUUACAGCGGAGGAGGAGACCUUUGCGUUUCAGAGGACAGUGUCACGCCUUAGAGAGAUGCAGAGUGAACAGUAUUGGAUUAGGGGGGAUCGGAGUAAGAAGUGAACUAAACCUCUCUUGCCAUCUACAACUACCUCUAAAUCACAGAACAUAUUAAACAUAUCUGCAGAGUCAAAACCUUAAGCACUCUUACUUUGCCACAUUCUCAUACUGUAAACCAUAUAUUGUUACGUAACUAACUUUAAAGCAAACAGAAAAAGCUAUAUGUUUGCUGUACUUUUAGGAAAGAUUUAAGCAAGCAUGUAAUAGUGGGUGCGCAUGCUGGGUGAUGAGAAGAUGUAUAGCGCCCUCUAGUGGAUAGUAUACUUUUUGGAAUUUGUAAGUUGACACACAGACCCAACAUUCAGUCAAAUAUGAAGGGGAAGAAUGUUCAUUUUAAAUGUAAUACCAAAGUUUACCUAUUUAUUUAAAUAAAAUGUGUCUAAUGUGAUUUUUGCCAAUUAUGUUUGCUUAAAUUAUUGAAAUGGGUAAAAUAAAACUGUCCUUCAAUGACUUUCACUGGUUCUGGUAAUAUUAAAAGGCUAGACUGAACAGACCUCCCCUAUAUAUAAUCUUCUCUUCCUAGGACCAGUCAUGAGCCUCGGUGCUCGCCAGUUUCUUUUAUUAUCUGAAGAAUAAAUUGAAAGUUAAAAUGUCGUAAAUUGUGGGAAAGCAGAAUGUCAGUAUUUGGGCCAGACUGUGUCACAACAGUAUUAAGGCCUCUGCAACAGUUUUCCCUUGUAGUUUCUCUUUUCGGUCUAAAGGUGGCAGCAUCAUAUAGUACUCGCAUCCACGUGCUCUUAUGUUUUGGUUUUAAGAUGACAU
Triplophysa dalaica is the source of this 2199-nucleotide messenger RNA. It is a transcript of the gene afg1lb, whose product is annotated as AFG1 like ATPase b. Gene Ontology annotation, molecular function: ATP binding; ATP hydrolysis activity. NCBI's taxonomy places the organism in Eukaryota, Metazoa, Chordata, Actinopteri, Cypriniformes, Nemacheilidae. Gene Ontology annotation, cellular component: mitochondrion; cytoplasm. The transcript has 13 exons. The record is from RefSeq and is a predicted model, not a curated record. The coding region runs from base 1 to 1440 and encodes 479 amino acids.